Messenger RNA from Micropterus salmoides (largemouth bass), 4568 nucleotides. RefSeq names its product aryl hydrocarbon receptor-like. The record is from RefSeq and is a predicted model, not a curated record. Gene Ontology annotation, cellular component: aryl hydrocarbon receptor complex; nucleus. The transcript has 11 exons. Gene Ontology annotation, molecular function: nuclear receptor activity; protein dimerization activity; transcription cis-regulatory region binding. Gene Ontology annotation, biological process: regulation of transcription by RNA polymerase II. Lineage: Eukaryota; Metazoa; Chordata; Actinopteri; Centrarchiformes; Centrarchidae. The coding region runs from base 566 to 3484 and encodes 972 amino acids.
UGUAGAUUAUAACAUGGAAAUGCUUGAAGCUUUUACUGCGUUUAUUUGAAGUUCAUUUGUUGUAUUUAUAAAGUGGAGGAAUGAUGAGGAGGAUUGAUCUGCAGACUGCGCCUCUUCUCUGAUAAUCCCUUCGUUUUUUUUCUUCAUGAGGAUGAAAACUCAACAUCGCCUUAUUACUUGGAACAAGUUCAUCUUUCCGUAAGGGUGAUGGGCCAACGACAGUUUCGUUAUUGAGUUGUUCUUCUUUUUUAGCAGAUCAGAUUCUGCUGCGUCCUUUGUUUGUUUGUUUUUUGUGUGUGCAGAUAUUUUGAUUUAAUCCGUAACCGGCGCGGCCCAUAAAAAGCAAAGCAAAAGACGCCCCGUUCGACCUAACUUAUUUCGUUAGGUGUCUGGCUGUGUUAUCUGUUUUUUUUUAUUAGCUUUUUCAUUUUUUUUUUAAGAAUGCGUUUACAGUCUUGAUCUGGAGGAUUAUAGCAGAAUAUUCUUGCUGGCUUACAUGUAGCGGAGAAAGAGGCUCUGUGUAUUUCUGAUUGAUUCAUCAGAGGCUUAUAUAAGAAGAGCCGUCAUGUAUGCAGGACGCAAGAGGAGAAAACCAGUCCAGAGAGCGGUGAAGCAGCCACCAGCUGAAGGGGGCAAAUCCAACCCGUCCAAACGGCACCGAGACAGGUUGAACGGGGAGCUGGAGCGGUUGGCCAGUCUGCUGCCUUUCCCUGAGGAGGUCACAGCCAGUCUGGACAAACUCUCCAUCCUCCGCCUGAGUGUCAGCUACCUGCGAGCCAAGAACUUCUUCUCUGUUGCCCUGAACAGUCGGAACGGAGUGUCUCCAGCUGCUGUGGAUGAUGGUGACAGCAAAACAGCAGGAGUGGUGGAGACCAAGAUUCCUGAAGGUGAACUUUUGCUGCAGGCUCUCAAUGGUUUUGUCUUGGUCAUCACUUCCAAUGGGACCAUUUUCUACUCCUCUCACACCAUCCAGGACUACUUGGGUUUCCACCAGACGGAUGUCAUGCACCAGAGUGUGUAUGAGCUGGUCCAUACAGAGGACCAGCAGGAGCUCAGGAGAAACUUGCACUGGGCUUUGAAUCCUCCUGCCGCUGCAUCUGCCAUUACGCAGGACUCCCCCCAAGAGAUGGAACCGGACAGCAGCUCAGCUGUGGUCACCUACAACCCUGAACAGCUUCCCCCCGAGAAUUCGUCCUUCCUGGAGAGGAGCUUUAUGUGUCGCUUUCGCUGCCUACUGGACAACUCCUCUGGCUUUCUGGCUUUGAACAUCCAGGGCAGACUGAAGUUUCUGCAUGGACAGAACCAGCGGCAGGAAAAUGGAGGAAAGGCCCCGCCUCAGCUUGCCCUUUUUGCCAUUGCAACUCCCCUGCAGCCUCCAUCCAUCCUGGAGAUCAGGACCAAGAACAUGAUCUUCAGAACCAAACACAAGCUGGACUUCACACCUACUGCCUGUGACGCAAAGGGGAAGAUAGUACUAGGGUACACAGAGGCAGAGCUGCGGGUACGAGGAUCUGGCUAUCAGUUCAUCCAUGCAGCAGAUAUGUUGCACUGUGCAGAGAACCAUGUCAGAAUGAUGAAGACUGGAGAGAGUGGUCUGACUGUGUUCAGGCUCCUCACCAAGGAGAAUCGCUGGAAAUGGGUCCAGGCCAAUGCCAGGCUGGUGUACAAGAACGGCAAACCAGACUACAUCAUCGCGACCCAGAGGCCUCUUUUGGAUGAAGAGGGAGGAGAACACUUACGUAAGCGCUCCUUGCAUCUACCUUUUACCUAUGCUACAGGUGAGGCCCUACUCUACCAGUCCAACCAUCCCAUUGCGGGCUUUAGAGAUGGAAGCAUUGAGAAAAAUGGCAGUAAGUCAAAGAAGAGUCGGACUGACAGGCUGAUAGGCGAUGGUGUAGACCCUGGCUCUCUUCUAGGGGCACUCAUGAGUCAAGAUGAGUCAGUAUACGUUUGCCAGCCUGCCGUGGAGCCCAAAAUGUCCUUCCACAGCAGCUUCUUUGGAGACCAAAUGGGCUUCUCUGACUCUGAACCUUCCAGCUUGCACAGGAGCUGGGAAGGGCCGAGCAAUGGUGUGCUGGGUGCAAGCAUCACAGGGCUAGGCACCAGCUUUGACCCACUGCUGGCUACUCUGGACUCCCUCUCCCUUGAGGGCCAAGGGGUUGUGGACUCAGAAGAGGCUGUUUGUUCGAAUGGCGAGCUGUUUGGAGCUCUGGAAGGGCUGGGGCUAAGUGCAGAAGACCUGGAGCUGCUGCUGCUGGAUGAGCGGAUGAUCAGAGUUGAGAUGGACCCUGAACGUGUGCCCACAUUGGACGACUUGCUCACAAACGAUGAGAUUCUGUCAUAUAUCUAUGACUCUAUAGAGGGUAAAACUGAUUCCACAGAGCAUGGAGGACAGGUGCCUCCCAGUACUGCCUCAGCAACAGCCACCACAGUGUUAAUACCUGAGAGCGAUCCCACCUCUAACACUAAUGUGCAACUGCAGUUUCCCCAACAUAAGAGCUCCCAGGUGGGGCAGGCUCCCAUCGUCCAGCUCUCCCAGCAGAUGCAACAGCACCUCAACUUACGUCCAGGUAAAGUGGCAGAUGACUGGGGCCAGCAGAGUGACCAUUUGGCUAACAUGAUAGUCAACGGUGAGCUGCUGGGGCAAAAUCAAUCGAUUCCGAAUGGACAAUGGACAGCCCAAGACAUUCUACUCAGUGCAGGGAUACCACUGGGACACUGUGACACACAACAGACUAUUUUCAAUGGCAAGGUUUCAGAACUGGAUGGUGAGCUUCACCAGCAGCAAACGCAUCCACGCUACCUUCAGCAGCAGCAGCAGCAACAACCCAUGAUGCAGAACCAUCUGUCACAGCAGUGCCAUGCCAAACAGAAGGCAGCCAACCUCAACGGACUGUGUGGCAUCUCCAGCACAGAGCAUUCAGUGGGGAAAUCCCAGUGGCAGGACUAUGAAUUCAGGGAGAGUCUAGGCAGCAACCCCUGCCUUGAUAACAGCCAAAAACCUCUGACAAACACCUCACUAGAUUCUUGCAUGGAUUAUAGCAUGCCUGAUAUUGACAAUCCGGAUUACGCUAUAAGUGGAAAUGGUUUGUUUGGGAGUAGUGGACAACAGCAUGGGGCUGAGACCACAGUUUCAUCGUUCCAGGGAAUGAACCAUAAACGGCAGCAGGAGCAGAUCACAGUCCCUUUGGCCCAGGUCAUCUCCAGUCUAACACAGUGCCCUCCCCCCAACGCCUCCCUGGAGCAGAUCCUAGGAGUGAGCAAGCCUUGCCGGCAGUUGGACCACUAUGGCAUAGUGACCACUGAGAUCCCUCAUGAGCCCAGUCCCAAUAAGAUGGAGAAUGGCUGCAUCCUGAACAGUACUUACCCAGGGGGCUGUGCUUUGCCCAAUAGGAACGGAGCAGCGCCCCCUACUGUGCAGAUGCCCGCCCCUGAGACUUUGUCCAGCCUUCCCGACCCACCAGCCACCGGCUUCUACCUCUGACCAGCUGACCGGGAACAGUCAUGCAGCAGGACACUGUUAAUGGCCAGAAACACACAAUGACUGGACCAGCCUUAUACAUCUAGAUAACACAACAAACAAAGCUUAAUAAACGUAGGCCUAUAUGUUUUUCUUUCUUUCUUUCUUUUGAAUUUGAAAUUUUCUUUUAUGGGAGGAGGGGAUCAUUGUGUUAUAUUUCAAGUCAUAUUAUCAUAUGAGUCCUUUGUUUACAAUAAUGCAGUAAGGAGUGCUCAGUUGAGUUUAUUUUAAUAAGUAAUAUAGAGAGGUAAAUAUGAGUUUUUAAAGCUGAGUUUUACAAACAUGCGUUCAGAUACAACACGAAGCACAAUUUAGAUUAAGAGGCAACAAAUAUUAUAAAUAGUUGUAUACCCUUUUUAAGGGUUAAUUUAAUUAAUUAUUAUUCAAUAUUUAAACAUUAUACAUCUAUCAUUUAAUGUGAGAUAUUUUUUUUAUAUUUUGGAUGUAAUGAAAGAACACGAUAACACAAGGAACAAAUCUCUUAAAAAUGGUUAUUGGUGGUUAGGUUAUUAAUACCAGUGGACGCUGAAUAUAAGCCAGAAAAAAAAAUUCAAGUUGACAUUUGCAGGUUCCAGCUUCUGUGAAUGUCAGGAUUUGCUGAUUUUCUUUGACUUAUUGAGAAGCUGAUUUAUUAUCUUUCAAAACAAGACAUCUGUAAACAUCAUGUUUGACUCUAUAUCCGAUAAUGAUCAUUUUUGGGCAUUUUAUAUACAAAGUGAUUAAUCAAGAAAAUAACCAGCAGAUUUAUCUAUAAUAAAAUCUGUCAUUGGUUGCAGCCCUAAAUUGUCAAAUGCAAAAAAAGGCAAAAAGAUGCUGACAAAAUGAGGUUGCAAUGAGAGAUUGUUGUAUUUCUCCACUUCAUGAAUGUACAGACACGGGAGCAGAAAGGAGAGAGUCUGGAAUAUUAGUAUAUGAGCAAACAUCAGAUGCAGUUCUUUAUCAUGUGACUUUAUUAUUAGAUUAUUAUUAUACAUUUUUUUCUGAUUUUUAGGGUCAGGUUAUUUUGAUUCGCGUUGUAUCUGAACGCACCAUAAAACACACAUAAACA